Molecule: messenger RNA, 5075 nt
Organism: Arabidopsis thaliana (thale cress)
Lineage: Eukaryota; Viridiplantae; Streptophyta; Magnoliopsida; Brassicales; Brassicaceae
Product: calmodulin binding protein
Exons: 3
Coding region: 227-4693 (1488 amino acids)
Molecular function (GO): calmodulin binding
Source: RefSeq, marked reviewed
UUCAAUUACGGCGACUUUCUCAUCUUCGAAGAGUGUUCAAACACGAAUCAAACAAAACAAAGAAAACGAAUAAAAAGUUCCGAUCUUUGACGAACACAGAGAAACAUAAGAAGAAUUGCAAUUUUGUGAAUUUUGGUCAUCUCUGUCUUUGAAAAAGAGAAAAAAACAGAGAGAGAUUUGCGGUGACAAUCAAUCAAAAAGCUAGAAACUUUAGAGUAAACAGAGAAUGUCGAAUCCGAUGUUCCCGGAGAAAUGGGAGGAGAGCUCAACAAGUAAAAGCAGCAGAAGAGUUCAUAAAAGGAGAGAGAGGAAGAUGUGGAAGAAACCCAUCAAGCUUUCUAGAUUUCCCAGUUUCGGUUUCUCCGGUUCCGACUUCACUCUUGAUCAGAUUCCGGCCAUCUUCUCCGGCUACACUGCCGAGUCUGAAGAUUCCUCUUCCUCCGAGAUGUCUGAUGAUUCCAGAACUUACUCGAAAUCAUCUGAUGAGAAUGAGGAGCUUGACCAGGAAAGGCCAAGAUCGGUGAAGAGACGAGCGAAAUCGAAGAGUAUUUCACGAAUUUCAAGCAUGAAGGUUCUUAGGAGACAGUCAACGAGGACAUUAUAUGGAGCAGGACAGAGAUUGAAGAAGAUGAGAUCUAUGAAGCGUUUAACUUCAAAUUCGAGACAAAUUCUAAGGAAAAAGAAUCUUGAUAGGGGAGAUUUUGGAUUGUUACAGCCUCAUUACUUGAGACCAACGAGCUCUUCUGCUUCAAAGAAUGUCGAAAACAAUCAGAAGAAUCUUGGAGCAGCUAGGUUGAAGAGAAUAGCAAGCUUGAGAUACAAUGGUUUGCUUAAAGCUACAUGUUCUUCAGCUAUGAAAGGUUCUUCUUCUAAGAGGAGUAAUGAUGUUUGCACUUAUAGGUAUUGUUCUCUGCAUGGUAGGCGUCAUAGCCACGCUGCGGAUAACAAUGCUGGUGUUCCCUCUUUGAAGCGGUUUGUGUCGAUGAGGAGGAAGUUUAUGAAUAGGCAGAAGAGUGUGAACCGGAGGUUGGUGUUAUUGAAGAGGACUUUGAGUAGAAAGAGAGGGCCUUUAGGUGGUCGGGUUGUGACUGAUCAAGAAUCAAAGGAGGUGGAUGAUAAUGUAGAUGGAGAUUCUGAUGAAGAGGUGUUUGAAGAAGAGGUUUCCAGCUCUGUGGAUGGUGGAAAUGAUAAUGAAUCGAUUGGAAGAUCUAGUGAGACAGUAAUGGUUGAUGUUGAUGAUAAUGUGGAUAGAGGAAUGGAUGCAAUGGAGACUGUUGCAUCAAAGGUUCAGGAAUCUAAAACGGAGACUGUAGGUGCCACACUAUGGCGCGCUAUAUGUGAGCAAACUGUGACGGGUCACGAUCAUGAUGAUGGUAAGGUCGAUGGAACGACGAGUGAUGGAACUGUGGGAGAUAAUGAAGAAGUUUGCAGAGAAGGUUCCUCUGGAGAAUUGAGAGAAGAGGAUGGAAAGAAAACCGAAUAUGUAUGGAAUGAAACUGUAACGCUCGUUAAGCAAGCGUUUGAUGAGAUACUUGCGGAAAUCACCGAUGAUGACUCGUCUGAUGAUAUUUCUAUGACGAAGGAUGAAGCUUUAGAGGUUGGAUUGGGGGAAGAAGAUGUAGGAGCGGAUUCGAGUGAUUCAAGUUGCUCGGAUAUGCAGCCUGUUAUAGAAAGAGAUACACAUUUGUCUGUGAUUGCUUCUACUUUUCAUAUGAGAGAUGAAUUUGGUCAUCAGAGAGGUCCCAAGAAGUGGAGUUACUUGAAAAGAGUAAUACUUCUCAAGAGAUUUCUCAAGUCUUUGGACCGAAAAGAGAGGCGUAAGUUAUCUGAUGGCAAAGAGAGUGAAACAAUAAUGCGGUUGAGAAGAGAGCUGGUUGGGGAGAGGAAGAAUGCAGAAGAAUGGAUGCUUGAUCACGCACUUAGGCAAGUCAUUUCGACACUUGCUCCAUCGCAGAAAAAGAAAGUAAAACAUCUUGUUAAAGCUUUUGAAAGUUUAAUCCCAAUGGAUGGUGGUUCUAGAGGUCAUGAUGAUCUUGUAAGUCCUGCAAGAGAAGAGAACGAAACAGUGAACUCGCAAACGCAAACGAUCUUGAGAGACAAUAAAGACGCUACUGAUAUACUAGAAGUUUCACCAGCAAAGGAUCUUGAAGAAACAAACUUAACUUGUGAAGCAUCAUCCUUUUUGUCUAUUGAUAUGAAAUCUGAUGAAGAGAACGAAACAGUGAACUCACCAACGAUCUGGAGAGACAAUGAAGACACUACUGAUCUACUGGAAGUUGUACCAGCAAAGGAUCUUGAAGAAACAAACUUAACUAGUGAAUCAUCAUCAUCUCUGUGUAUUGGUAUGAAAUCUGAUGAAGCUUUGGAAUCAACAGCAGAUGCAAGUUUAUGUAAUCAUCUUGCUGUGGAAGAAGAAGUAGAUGGGUUGGCUUUGGGUUCGUUUAUAGAAGAAGAAGAAAAGAAGGGAGAAUCUGAAAAGCAAAAUCUUUCUACAUGGAGGAACCUUAUACAGAAGCACAUGGUCAUGAGAGACAACAGCGAGGGAAAUCGUAAUGAAACUGAGCAAGAACACAAGUGGUCCUAUGGAACUGAUCAGAUGACAGGUAUUGAUGAUGCUAAUGCUGCAGCUGUUAAAUCGAUUCAGCUAGCAUUUGAAACGAUUCUCUCGGAGAUACCUGACUCAUCGUCCGACGAAGAGAGUGUUUCGGAAUCAUCUAACUCUCUUAAAGAGGAGAAAGAACAUCAAGGAGAGACCAAGAGGAGCUGGAACAGCUUGAGAAAGGUUAUACUUUUGAAAAGAUUUGUGAAAAGCUUGGAGAAAGUACAGGUUCCUAAUCCGAGAAAGAUGCGUAAUCUUCCUGUUGAGUCUGCAUUUGAGGCAGAAAAUGUAUUCCUGAGACACCGAUCAAUAAUGGAAGGAACAAGAACAGAAGGAGAGGAAAUGAUGCUGGAUUAUGCUCUGAGACAAGCGAUAUCAAGAUUGGCUCCUAUACAGAGAAAGAAGGUAGACCUCCUUGUGCAAGCCUUUGAUAUUGUCCUUGAUGGCCAUGAUACACCUAAACAAACCAAGAACAGUGAUACUCCCCGGAACAAUGAUGAAACUAAAGAAGGAAAACCGAGAGUAGAGGAAGGUUGUGAAGUCAACAAAGAUGAGCAGAAGAUUAAAAAUGUCUUUGCAAGAUUUCAGGUACAUCAAAAAGACUUGAAAGGAGAAGAGGAGGUUCAUAAUACGCCUAAGGAAUCCAGAAAUUUGCCUCCUAUCAGAAAUUUUAAACAGCGAAUCGUGGUUGAGAAAGGGAAAGACUCGAGAAUGUGGAAGCUCAUCUAUAAACACAUGGUAACAGAGAAAGAAGGAAUUGAUUCUGCAAAUGCUGAAUCAGUGGCUUCAGUUGAAAGUGAAUAUGAUGAUGAGGCUGGUGGUCUUCAGAUUGAUGCAAGAAGAAGCGGAACAGUUACACUUGUUAGAGAAGCGCUUGAGAAAAUUCUCUCUGAAAUUCCGGAUAACUCAUCUGAUGAUCAGUCUAUGGACAGUGAUAUAACUACGGAGCAAGAACUAUUUGAAAGAAACUCUCAAGUCAGUGAAGAAAAGAGUGAAGUUUCUUCAGCUACCUUCAAACCAAAGUUUACUGAGAAAAGAGUGAAGGGAUGGAACAAUGUGAAGAAAGUCAUUCUUCUAAAGCGAUUUGUUAGUGACUUAGGAAGUCUGACAAGACUCAGCCCCAAGACACCUCGUGUUUUGCCAUGGGAACCCGAUCCAGAAACCGAAAAGAUCCGUUUGAGGCAUCAGGAAAUCGGAGGGAAGAGGAAUUCAGAGGAAUGGAUGCUCGAUUAUGCUCUACGACAAGCCAUAUCGACAUUAGCACCGUCUCAGAAAAGAAAAGUCUCUCUUCUUGCACAAGCUUUCGACACUAUAAGCUUACAAGAUAUGGGGAGUGGUUCAACCCCGGGGUCAGCAGCAUCGUCCAGGAACAUCUCUCGUCAAUCCAGCAUUUCUUCUAUGGCGGCCCAUUAUGAAAAUGAAGCUAAUGCUGAGAUCAUUAGAGGAAAACUGAGAAAUCUCCAAGAAGAUCUCAAAGAGAGUGCAAAACUUGAUGGUGUAUCCAAAGAUUUGGAAGAGAAACAACAGUGCUCGAGCUUGUGGCGGAUAUUAUGCAAACAGAUGGAAGACAACGAGAAAAACCAAACAUUGCCUGAAGAAACAAGAAAAGAAGAAGAAGAAGAAGAACUGAAAGAAGACACAAGUGUGGAUGGUGAAAAGAUGGAACUUUACCAAACCGAAGCAGUGGAACUAUUAGGAGAAGUCAUAGAUGGAAUCUCUCUUGAAGAGAGUCAAGAUCAGAACCUAAACAAUGAAGAAACAAGACAGAAGAGUGAAACUCUACAGGUCUCAAAAGUGAGGAUUGACCGAUGGAGCAACCUCAAAAGAGCGAUUUUGCUUAGGAGAUUCGUCAAAGCCUUAGAGAAUGUAAGGAAAUUCAACCCAAGAGAGCCUCGGUUCUUGCCUCCGAACCCCGAAGUUGAAGCGGAAAAGGUGAAUCUUAGGCAUCAAGAAACCCAAAACAAGAAAAAUGGCGAUGAAUGGAUGGUCGAUAACGCACUUCAAGGAGUGGUUUCGAAGCUAACACCAGCUCGCAAACUUAAAGUUCAGUUAUUGGUGCAAGCGUUUGAGUCACUUUCGGCUACAGGGAACUGAGACCAAGCAAUAUUUCUUAUUACAAAGUUUCCAGUUCAUAAGCUUCAGAAAACAAAGAACCAUGAAGAACAAUAUCUAAAAGACUAAUCAAGGAACCGGAAGAUAACUAAAGGCAUUUUAUUUGCUCUUGCAAAUUAUCUCAUGUGUUUCUUUGUCUUUUGUUCUUGCAUUGAUUCAUUAUUUUGAUUAAAAUGGAUUCAAUUACAGAGUUGUCAAAACUCUUUGAGUUUCGUCUAUAUACACAUUCUCUUGAUUUUGAUGAUAUAAAAGAAAUAAAACAACAGUAUAUACUCAGUGUGAUAUUAGAGCUGAGAUAGUUGUCAUUUGUGUUGUUGUAUGAUCAAUGAAUUCAAAAAUAAAAUAUUUAAAAUAAUAAUACGAA